This is a messenger RNA of Metarhizium acridum CQMa 102, 3507 nucleotides long. The record is from RefSeq and is a predicted model, not a curated record. Lineage: Eukaryota; Fungi; Ascomycota; Sordariomycetes; Hypocreales; Clavicipitaceae.
AUGGAAACGCGUCCGGCAAACCGCGACGAUUUCCGAGUUGCUAUAAUAUGCGCAUUGCUAUGUGAAUACAAUGCAGUCAGCCUUCUAUUCGACAAGUUCUAUGAUUUAGAAAGUGACCUUUACGGGAGGGCUAUCGGCGAUCAAAAUGCAUACACUACCGGACGAAUAGGCCCGGUCGACGCUGUCAUUGUCCGUCUUUCGGGCAUGGGGAAGGUAAUCGCCGCUGGUACCGCAGCGAGUCUUCGGUCGAGCUUUCCAAGACUUGAGCUUGCUCUCCUAACUGGCAUCUGUGGCGGGGUGCCCCAUGGGAGUUCAAAUGAAAUUUUGCUUGGAGACGUGAUACUCGCCAGGACAGUCGUCCAGUACGAUUUCGGACGUGAGUAUCACGAUGGAUUUGUGGCAAAAACUACUGUGGACGAGGGCCUUGGUAGGCCGACCAAGGCUAUCAGCAACUACCUCUCUGCAAUACAGUCGCGUCCUCUUAUUAAAAAUAUCAAGGAACGCACAGUAGCUCAUCUCCGAGAGCUACAAGAAACCGCUGUUGCCGAGUCAUGGUCGGCCACAUACCAAUACCCUGGCAUUGAGAAAGACAAAUUAUUUGAGCCAACCCAUCUACACAAACACCAGUCUGGUUGCGAGGACUGCAAGAACCCAGAUAAGUCUUGCCACAAGGCACGCCGCCAGAGUUGUAAAGAUCUUGAAUGUGAUCUUCAUUGUCAACUAGUGAAACGGCCUCGCCUCGACACCCAUUGCAAAAAGCAUGGCUCAGCGCCUAUGGACCCUAGUGUAUUCUUUGGUUGUAUUGGCUCGGGUGAUAAAGUGAUGAGAUCUGGUCAUCUCCGAGACAUUAUAGCCGAGAAACACGAACUCCUCGCGUUUGAGAUGGAAGGAGCCGGAGUGUGGGACGAAAUCCCCUGUAUCAUAGUCAAGAGUGUUUGCGACUAUGCAGACAGCCAUAAGAACAACGAGUGGCAGGACUACGCGGCUGCAACGGCGGCGGCUGCUACCAGAGCCCUGCUCGAGCGUUACCCGAGAACGGACAUGACAAGAUUUAACGCCUGCCGAGACGCAUUGUCCCUCAGAGACCUAGCCGUUGAUCUGGAAACCCUCAAAAGCACAAAAGGCAAAAGGACUAAAGGCACCUGCGAAUGGAUAAAAGACCAUGAAAAAUACCAAUCUUGGGUUGGCGGCGACUCACCAUUUCUUUGGAUUUCCGGCGGCCCUGUGAUGGGCAAAACAAUGCUCUCAAUAUUUCUAACUAAGGAGCUUAAGAAGCAUACUCAAAAAACAAAGGACAUGGAGCUUUUGUUCUACUUUUGCGAUCAUCAAGACGAAAACCGCAAUAGUGCCGUGGCUGUUCUUAGGUCCCUAGUGCACCAAUUGGUCACAAAGCGCCCACGUUUGAUGAAGAAUAUCUCUGAAUACUUUGAAGGCGAACAGAAAACACAGACGACAGUAUCCUGUGCUGAAACUCUCUGGAUGUCUAGCAAAAGAUUCAGACUAGCAAUUAUUAGCCGAAAGGUGGAUGGGCUAGGGGCCUGUUGCCAGGUGAGACUAGAUCUUGACAACAGUGAACAUGUGAGCAACGACAUUACAAAGUUCAUAUCCACCAGAGUCGAGGAACUCAACAAAGUGGACGACUUCGCUAGCAUUCGCGAGCAAGUGCAAACUACUCUUCUGAAUGGAGCCAACGGCACCUUUCUCUGGGUGAGCUCCGUCAUAACAGAGCUGUUGAAGGCAAAUACUCGCAUCGACAUCUUGCAGACCUUGGAGAAAACUCCACCUGGAUUGGACGCAGCUUAUAGCGGGACGUUGAAAAAAAUUAAAGUUAGCCAACGGUCCAUGGUCUCCAAAAUCUUGCGUUGGGUUGUCAUGGCUGUCCGCCCUCUGACGUUGAAAGAAUUAGCGGCGGCUGCUCAAGUCGAGUGCAUCGCGAGUAUGAGCAUUGACGACGUCGUGCGUUAUGACAUAACUUUGUGUGAGCCGAUGCUCAAGGUGCUCAAGGUGGACGAAGAGAAGGAGGUCGUCGACCUUGUCCACCAAUCUGCAAGGGACUAUUUAUUAAGACCGAUGUCUGGCAAUGACAAACCUUUUGAAUUUCACAUCAACAUAGGUGAAGCACACUCUGAACUAUUAGGAAGGUGUCUCGAUUACAUUGAGAGGAGCGACUUGCGUCACGGGCCCCUGGAUACGUUUAACUCAUCGGUUUUGCAGAAGUCACCGCUUUUGGAUUACGCAACCCUAUUCUGGCCAGAACAUGCAAAGCUCUCUUCUACAUAUGCGGAUGAGCACUUGAGACUUUCACGACCUUUAUUUCAAAAACGGUCGGCCUUGCGGGAAAACUGGUGUGAGGCGUAUCUUGCGAAAAAGGGUUGUUUUAAUGCUAGUACUCCGUUGCCGCCUGCCCCCCCUCUUUUGCACUUAAUUUGCCACUUCGGGAUCGAACUGCUAGCUCGAAAGAUAUUGUCGAGGUAUAAGAUUGUUGCAUUCGUAAGGGCAAACAUGCUGGAUCAAGUGGGUUUCGGCCCGCUCAUCUACGCCGCCUGUGAAGGGCACGAGACGUUGGUGCGGCUAUUACUCGAGAAGGGGGCAUAUGUCCAUGCCAGGGACGAUAAUGAAGACAUGAUGCCGCUAUCAGUUGCCGCCCGGCACGGUCACAAGGCAAUUGUAGAACUACUUCUUGAGAAAAACGCAGAUAUAAAUGCGGGGGAGAAGGAUGGUAGCACAGCGCUGAUGCUGGCUGCAAUCCACGGGCACGACACAGUAAUGGAGCUGCUGCUCGAGAAUAAAGCCGAUAUGAAUGCGAAGGAUAUACAUGGGAGGACAGCAUUGUUACAUGCAGUCAUUGCUGAGGAGGAGAACAUGGUGGCGCUGCUGCUCGCGCAUAACGCCGACCCAGAUAUGAGGGAUAAGAAUGGCAAGACAGCACUAUUAAUUGCUGCCGAGUCAGGUGAGGAGGCUGUUGUCAAACUGCUUCUUGAUUACAACGCCGACGUGAGUGCCAAGGAUGAGUAUGGCAACACAGCACUAUUGGUUGCUACUUUCGCUGCGAACUACAAGCUGGUGCAGCUAUUGCUCGCCCAUGGCGCCGACGCGAACGUCAAGGAUAGGAACGGUAACACGGCGCUACUAAUAGCCGCCGAUAACGGUGACGUGGCGAGUAUAAAGCUGCUUCUUGGGCAUAACGCUUGCGUUCAUGCGACGGAUGGACAUUACAGCACAGCGCUAAUAAGGGCUGCUCGAGCUGGACACGACACGACUGUGGAGUUGCUCCUCGAGAAUGGCGCUUGUAUCAACGCGAUGGAUGACUACGGCAGUACAGCGCUAAUACAGGCUGCCUUGAAAGUUCACGAUACGACUGUGAAGUUGCUGCUCGUGAAAGGCGCCGAUGCAACUGCAAAGGAUUGGAUGGGGGGUUCGGCAUUAGAACUAGCCGCUAAGCGUGGGCAUGAGGACAUCGUGAAGUUGCUGAGAGAGAGGUUAUCGAAAUCUACCAUCGUAACUUAA